Molecule: messenger RNA, 3861 nt
Organism: Hyla sarda
Lineage: Eukaryota; Metazoa; Chordata; Amphibia; Anura; Hylidae
Gene: TMEM79
Product: transmembrane protein 79
Exons: 8
Coding region: 740-2179 (479 amino acids)
Biological process (GO): regulated exocytosis
Cellular component (GO): trans-Golgi network membrane; lysosomal membrane
Source: RefSeq, a predicted model, not a curated record
CGUGACGUCACCGACCAGAAGGCGGGAAAGUGGUCGGGAAAGUGGCGGAACAUAUAUACAGUGUUAUCUACUAUAUACCUAAUAUACAGUGUUAUAUACUAUAUACUUCAUAUACAUACAUUUUUGGUAAUUUCUACGGAAUCUGACUACACCCAAAUCUGACACCACGGCUCCGGUUUCUCUUUUCAUACCGGCAGAAUGACCUCUGUGCAGUGACCGGUUGCUACGGUAUACAGGUCCUUUUCUCCCUUUUUACCCUCAGACAGAGUUGGCCGGAUGAGGAAACAUGAACCAGUUUUCAGCGGAGCGUCGGGUGUCGGAGAUCUGGCGACAGGAUGUAGGUGAUUGUUCUGCCGCAGCGCCCAUCACGGCUCCCCACGCAGGUCUGCAGGAAGGGAAGGGUUAAAACCAAAUGGAGCAGCCCACAAGGAUUGGCCCUGCCCCUGGUACACACCUCUGGCAGGUAAAUAAGCUUCUUACAGGCGGAAGGACUUGACUGCUGGAGGGGGCUGUAACACAAGAGAGGAACUCCGGCUGGCCGCACUGAGGACUUCACUGUGGGGUACAAGGUACGGGAGAUGAGUUCAGCCAGGAAUUGAUCUGAAGAAUUAAUUUUGAGUUGGGAUCUUAUAAGAGUUGGAAGCUAUCUCCGACUGUUUCAAAUAUUACAGAUGUAUAUUGAAGUCAACAAACUUGGUGUAAAUGGCUUUUAAGACCUGGAGUAAACACUAAACGAAAAAUGGCCGAAACCCAGAAUGCGAUCCUUAAACCGGACUCUUCCGAGGAAAAAGAUCUUGAUCCUGUAGACUUUCUUGCUUUGCAGAAGAUUUCAGAAGAGAAGAAAAAGCAAAGAAGCGUCGGCUUCUAUGAACUGGAUUUCCUGAACACUUCAAAGGAGUUAGAAGAACCAGAAGCCACAAACACUGUAGAGUCUGAAGUUACAGAAGAUGAGGACAAAAAAUAUCCAGAAGACAAGAGUCAUAAGAACAACAUACAGGAUGGACAACCUGAAGGAAACAAAGAUCCACCUGCCAGCUACCCUGACCAGGCUCUACCCUCAUCACCGAAACGUUGUAGAAAACAGAGCAACCCAACCUGUCUAUGCAAGGAAUGUGUAGAGAACUACAUGAAUCUGUGUGAGACCAGCAAUGAUCAAGUCCUGGAGGGUGAACAAAAGAAAGACGAGGCCGUCCCAACUUUUGUCAGUACACCCUCUAACUCUGAGAGGAGCAGAAGUGGCUCAGAGACUUCAAGACUCACAAAUUCCUCUGAAGACGAUUUUGUGGGCACAAAGUAUGAAGAUGCCCAAGUGACACUGCCCUACCCUGAUAACCACCGGCCACCCGAGUGUAUUACGAGGUUGAGCGAUGCCGGCUUGUAUGAUCCUGGUGAAGACCCUACGGAGAAGACCGGAGAGGAGGAUAAUGUUUCCCAGGUGGUUAUUAGCUCUGCUUUUUUUGUUGAACACCCUCCUCUGGAGGAACAUAAGAAAAGCGUCCAGAUAGAUCUGUGUGAAAAGGUGGACAUUGAAAAAGGAGAUCCUGAGAAUGAGCCCUUAUUACGGCUCACCCGGAGAUCUACUGAGACAGAACCUGUAUAUCCAGGGUGCUGCCAGUGUCAUCUGGCCUGCCUGAAGAUUGUGGGAUCCUUUGUCCUCUCUAUGGUGAUAUUCCCGGCCCUCCUUUUCGCAGCCUACGCAUGGUUGCCCUUCGAUGCCCCUGUCAUUCCGGAUGUACCAACCAGACUGGUAUACACUUUACGGUGUUCAGCCUUCGCCUCAUUCCCUAUUGUUCUGGGUGUUCUAGUCCACGGGAUCUCGCGUCUCUGUGCCUCGUCCUAUGAUCCAUUCAAACCGCGAGAGCGAGAGGUGACGAUCCACAGACGCUUUGUGAAGCAGAGCACCUUCCUCUUCGUCUUGUUCUUCUUCAACCUCUCGGUGCUGUCCACUUACCUGCCCCAGGGGCAGCUGAAGUUCAUCCCGCUUCUCACUUGUCUCUUCUCCUUGUCUCAGCUGAUUUACUGGCUGUCGUUUGCUGUCGGCCGAUCCUUCCGUGGUUUUGGUUACGGCCUGACGUUCCUGCCUCUGGUCAGCAUGAUGAUAUGCAAUCUCUACUUCAUGUUUAUUGUCGAGCCGGAGAAAAUGGUCUUUCUUGGAAACAGAGUUGUACCCCAGCACUGAAAACCAAUCAGAACGCUUCAUUUAAUGGUACUACAAAAUGGCUACAUCAUUGCUCCUUGGAUGGGCUUUUGUAUAUGGUGAGCCAUUGGCAGAUUAGCAUUGUGAGCAGUAUGUUACAUGAUACAGAUUUUUGGAUGAAGCCUGGUUGUACUGCUCCCCACUUGUCUUCUGUUGAUCUUUGAUAUAGUUAUUUCUAAUGGUUCAGUUUUGUGUCCUGAUCCGCUGCCGCCUUUAAAAGGCCACCCUGUGUCUUCCAAUGCAGAUUCCAGGGACUUCUCAGUCCGUAAGCUCCUGCUGAAAUUGCUGCUUCUUCUCAAGUUCCUGUUCUGUGUUCUUUACCAUUAAGGGAAUAUUCCUUCUCUUGAAGCUUAGACUUUGGUUUGGGGGACAUGUCGGAUGCUACUGCCCAGACCCUUAUUGAUGGUGGUGUCUGUGGCCUUGCGUUUGGCUGCAGUCAGCCUCUGCCACCUAUAUGGCUGGUGCUGUUCCUGCAUAGGGGGUAACAUCUUACUGUGUUUUUUUUUAUUUAUUUUUUUCCAACGGCUGUCCGGGCAUGCUGGGAGUUGUAGUUUUGCAACAGCCGGAGGUACCCUGGUUGGGAAACACUGGCAUACAGGCAUCUCGAGGACCUUCUUGUCUGUUUACUACUGUGUCUUGGAUUUUCCUGAAUCACUGCCACUGACUGCAUUGUCACCAAAACGCUCAUCUGUUCUUAUCUGUCAUGGAUUCUGAAUGUUUUUCAUGGGGAAAAAAAACUAAAGCUGAUAAAUGUUGAAGAAUCUUAGAGCAGUUUUGCAAAAGAAAAAAAGUAUUUUUUUUUCUUUUUUAUGCAGUUGGUAAAAAAUAGGAAAAAGAAACUAUACCUGCAUAUCCCUGAUCUCCCCGCUGUUCCUAUUCAAUUCCAUCUGGUUCUCCGAUACAGCCCUAGUGCAGGACCUCAACCAAUCACUGGCAGAGACAGGACACUACUGGGGUCAGUGAUUGGCUGAGCCAACAGGUCCUACAACAAGCGCUUGCCUUGAGAGCAAAAAGCAGAUUGGGCUGGACAGAGCCGAAUGGGACCAGUGGUGGACCAGGGAUAGGGAAGGAUAGAGUUUGUUUUUUCUUUAUUAUAAUAUUUCUCCUGGGCCUGAGUGGUGAUGUAAAUUUUUUGCAAAACACCUGAUAUCCCUGAAGUCUUCCUGUUAGGUAGACAUAGUGUGAUCCUCUUCUACUAUGGAAUGUUCCUGAAAUCAUGGGGGGGGGGGGGGGGCACAAAAAUAAAUGAAAAUAAAUAAAAAUAAAACUUUGCUCAUGGCCUCAAGAAGCAACAGCACAGAGUUACUAUUCGGAUGGGUACAUGAUGAGAAGCCGUUGGAUGGUGACAUCUCUUCGUGCCCCGUCCUGUCCGCUCAUUACUGUGCCUGAGAUUUUAGGAAGGUAUCAUUAUAUGCUGGAGAACAUUACAGGUUACAGCAAUGGUUAACCUCUUAACUGCUAGAUGCACUACACGCUAUAUGUUGUCUGCCCGUCUGUAUACUGUGUAUUCUGUAUUUUCUGACUUUCGGUAGCAGAUGUACUCUUCCGGUUUUCUUUCUAUUAAUGUUUUAUAUAAAUGAGAAAAUGUAAGUGACAUUAUUUAUUAGGAGCCUUGUGUAUGCUUGUAAAUAAAACGUAUAAUAAUGAUCAUGUCUUCUGGGAGG